GGGUAACUGGGAAUUGAGUCUUCAAGGCAGUUUACCUCACCAAUGGGUUAGAUUGAUGCUUAGAUUGAUCACUGAAGUAGAGACUGUCUAUCUAUGAAAUGUGUUAGGCAACUUUGGUGGGCUUUGCCAAGACCACCAAGGUUACCACGUGACUUAGCCCUUCGGGACUAAGUCCAACCUUCGUGCUCCAUAGGACUAGAUAGAAUGUCAUGCUUUUACAACCUCACAAACUUUCAAACCUCUGCGUGUAACAAAAUGCCUGGGAGUCCUGUCCCUUAUAUACCCAUAUCUCCUUCACUGAUCCCCACUUGGAUGUGUUGGUUGUCCAACAUAUCCACCCCUGUAGGUCACGUGACCUAUCGGUCCUUUCCUUCCUCCGAUGCGGGGUUCCGUGAUCCUAGCGUCUGUAUCCACCUGGCCUGCCGACGGGCCUGUAAUGUUGGUUCAGGGCCAACGGUUCGUAACACCAAUGCAGCUUUCCCUCCCAACACAUAUACUAUAAACCCCCCACCCCCCAUUCGCACACGCAUCAUGGUUCCUCCGUGGCACUUGCCCUCUCAGACGACUUCUGGAAGAAUAGUUGGAAUUUUUUGUGGGAAUCUGCGGGCAUGGCUUUCUCGUCUACCAUGCUUCGCUACGCGAUGCUUUCCUGCGGCUUAUAAGCUGAGCUUAGUGUCUUCCUGGGCUGGGGCCCAUAAUCCGCAACAGUGUGGGUGCGGUCCUCAACACCAAUGGCGUGAUUUCAUGCCCGCCGAGCAUUGUCCUGAGCUGCGUUGAUGCUUCAAGGCCUAUUCUCACUUGGACGCAGAUCUCAAGUGCCUGGCCGCAUCGCUGUGGCGCUGGACUCUGGAGCUGCUACAAACCCCUGCGGCUCGUUUCCAUUUCCAACCGCGUAGCAACCUGCAGAUAGGCCAGAGUCGCCUGAAG
This is a messenger RNA of Pseudomassariella vexata, 927 nucleotides long. RefSeq lists its product as uncharacterized. The transcript has a single exon. The record is from RefSeq and is a predicted model, not a curated record. NCBI's taxonomy places the organism in Eukaryota, Fungi, Ascomycota, Sordariomycetes, Amphisphaeriales, Pseudomassariaceae. The coding region runs from base 205 to 777 and encodes 190 amino acids.